GCCCAAAUAAAAUAAGAUAAAACAGGCCUCCUAAUAUUGGGCCCAUUUAGAAAAAAAAAACAAAAAUAGGGUUACGAAUUAAACCCUAAACCCAUUUUGACGUAUCUUGUCUUUCUUCUUCUCCUCUGCGCCGCACUAAUCUGUCCAUCUCACUCACAGAUUUCUUCUUCCUCUCAAAGAGAAAUGACUGAUUCGAAGAUGGUGGUUCCAGAGUCUGUGCUAAAAAAGAUUAAGAGGGAAGAGGAAUGGGCAUUGGCGAAGAAACAGGAAGCUGAAGCUGCUAAGAAGAAAGGUCUUGAGACCCGGAAGCUUAUCUGCAAGAGAGCUGAGCAAUACCUCAAAGGAUACGCCGAGCAGGAUAAAGAGUUGAUCCGUUUGAAGCGUGAGGCUAAGUUGAAAGGAGGGUUCUACGUUGAUCCCGAGCCAAAGCUGCUCUUUAUCAUUCGAAUCCGUGGUAUCAACGCUAUUGACCCAAAAACCAAGAAGAUCCUGCAGCUUCUGCGUUUGAGACAAAUCUUCAACGGUGUGUUUCUUAAGGUGAACAAGGCAACAAUAAACAUGUUGCGUCGUGUUGAGCCUUACGUGACUUACGGAUACCCAAACCUGAAGAGUGUCAAGGAGCUGAUCUACAAGAGGGGUUACGGAAAGCUGAACCACCAGAGGAUUGCACUUACAGACAACUCGAUAGUGGAUGAAGCUCUAGGCAAGCACGGGAUCAUCUGUGUGGAGGAUCUGAUCCACGAGAUCAUGACCGUUGGACCUCACUUCAAGGAAGCCAACAACUUCCUCUGGCCGUUCCAGUUGAAGGCACCACUCGGUGGACUCAAGAAGAAGAGGAACCACUACGUCGAAGGUGGUGACGCCGGAAACAGGGAGAACUUCAUCAACGAGCUCGUCAGGAGAAUGAAUUGAUUGAAAGCUUCCUUCAUUAUCCUUUUGCCCAUUCUCUUAGAUUUUGGAGACCUUGAGUUUUUUUUGUUUCUUUUUAUCCAGUGUUACAGAGACGUGCGAUCUUUGUUUGAGAUAGGCUUUUGAUUAUUUAUUUUCUUUCUUUGUGUGGGCUCUAUUACUUUGGGCUCCUCAGCCAAAUUUGAAAUAUUUUAGUUUUACAUUUUCUGUUAAAAUCCCAGCAAACAAUGCUACAUCUAUUCUUUGGGCUUGUAGAUCCGGUCGAAUAGAAUCAAACCGGGAACGUGACUAACCGGUUGC
Molecule: messenger RNA, 1209 nt
Organism: Thlaspi arvense
Lineage: Eukaryota; Viridiplantae; Streptophyta; Magnoliopsida; Brassicales; Brassicaceae
Source: the annotation of a GenBank genome assembly